AUAUUAUAUACAUAUAGUAUGUACUAUAUAAUAAUACAUAUGUAUGAGUGCAUAAACAAUGGCGUGUCAUCGACAGACCAGAAAAAAAACAGAAAAAAAAGAAUUCAUUGAUAAAUCGAUAAAAUUUAAUAUCGUGUGUCAACGCCCGCCUUUUGUUCUUUGUUACGAAUGAUAGAGAGAGAGAGAGAGAAAAAAAAAGAAGAAGACAGAUAGAAAAAAAAAAAAUUGUGAAAGUAUUUUCGUCCACGUCAAACUAAUCAACACAUAACCCAAUAACAUUAAUUGAUUGAUAAUAAAUAAAAUUAUAAUUAUUCAAAAAAAAAAAAAAAAAAAAAAAAAAAAAGAAAAAAUAAACCAUUUGUGGAACGAUCUAAUUUUUAACGAUGUCGUGAGACACAAUGUUGAAAUCAUUCAAACUGAUUAAAAUUUUCAUUUUGAUCUUGUCAAUAUUUUUCCAAUUAAUUUCAAGCAAACCAUUUAUUCAAACGCUCAAUAUUUCCAAGUAAGUGUAUAGAUAAUUUAUAAGUAAAAAAAAAAAAAAAAAAAAGAAUAAAAUAAAAUAAAGAAAUUUCGUUUAAAUAAAACUCUGAGAAAGAUAAAGAAACAGAGAGAGGGAGGGAGAGAGAGAGAGAGUGAUCUUUUGAUUUAUUGCGAUUUAUUGAGCGAUCUUUCUUUUAGGAAUGAUAAAGAGCCUAAUUUUAGGCAUUCGAGCAAUGACGAAGAACAAAUGGCGAUAAUGUUCAAUCAAACUUUGGAUUAUUUGAUCCCACGACGUCGUUUAUUGGACAAUCAAUAUCGUCAUAAUUAUUCUAAUGACGAAAUAUCAUCAAACGUUUCUAUUAAUUACAAUAAUAAAAACAAUUUAAAUUUGUCGAUAACGCCAGAUUGGACGAUAGAUUUGUUGACGAACGUAACAAAUGUUCCUAUUAACAAUGUCGAAUAUAUUUCUAGUACAUCGUUCGUCGACAUUGAAUAUGAUACGACACACAUUAGAAAAAAAAGAUAUGCUUUAUUGGAUGAUAAUCAAUUGAAGUCCAACGACAAUGAGGAACAUGAAAGUGUUGACAAUGUAGAGAAAAAACGUUCGUCAUCGUCAUCGUCAUCGUCAUCGUCAUCGGACAAUGACGAGAACAGCAAUGAUCAACGUACGAAUUUGCAAAAAUCUGACAAUACCGACGAGUCCGAUGAUUACAGUGCAGAUCUCGAGGAAAGCAACGAUAACGAAACUGACGAUGAUCGGGAUAAAGUUGUUCAAUCCAAGGACAGUAAAAUUAAACGUGAAAGUACCGAUUACGAGUACGCAAAUGACGAUCAAGAGAGAUCAUCAUCGGGUGACGUUAGAGUUAAACGUGACGAGAUCAAUCAAAACGACGAAAAGAAUAAAUUGGAUGAUAAUAUUAAAAAUGUCGUUGAGGAAAAUAUUGAGAAAACCGAUAAAGAGAAAAUUAAUGAAUCGGAUAUGAAAAGAGAUACCGCAAAAGAGAAAAAUAUUGAUACGAUCGAAUCGCCAAAAUUGACGAAGGAAGAUGACAGCGAAUAUGAGAAACGCGUUGAAGAGAAAAUCAAACGUAAGAUAGAUUCGAUAAAGGAGGAGAUCAAACGUGAGAUCGAAAGGAAACGAAGGGAUCGUGAGAUCGAGAGGAACAAUGCAAGAUUCGAUGAGAUACAGAGUAAGGAUAACGAUGAACAAGAGGAGGAUCAAGAAGCGGUAAGUGCAAAUGUUGAUGAUAAAAUGGCGUCUAAGAGAUCAUCCGAUGACGUCAAACCUAAAAUAAAUAAAAGAAGAAGAAGAAGAAGAAGAAGAAGAAGAAGAAGAAGGAGGAGAAGAAGAAGAAGAAGAUCGAACGAAAGUGAUAGAAUCAGGCAUCGAUUGGAGGAGAUUGAAGGUAUUGAUAAUCUCAAGGACGAGGAUGAUUAUAAUGCUGCUGUACACGAGAGUAUUAGAAAAAGAUUUGCACCCGAUGAUAUUGGCUCCAUGUCCGAUCAGGAUGAACCUAAGAUAAAUAAAAUUUCUUUGAACAAGGCACCGGUGAAGAAACGUGAAAAAAUUCGAGAAAUGUUCGUGGUUAAGAACGACAACGAAAAGAAACGUAAAAAGAAAAGAAAAAGAAGAAUAGCCGAUGAGGGACAUAUAUUGGUACCCGAACAGGCACACGUUAAGAUCGAAGAUGACCUACCAAGUGAUUUAACGUUCGAUCCAAAGCUACGUGGAAGUCAACCGAUUGACGAGAAGGUAAGGAUUAAAAGAGCAAAUGCAGGAUUGGUUACUUUAGAAUAUAGGCCGCAAAAUGUCGAAGACGAGGAGAACGACGAAGGCAAUGAAUUUGGCGACGAUGGUUUCGAAGAUAGAACAUCGAAUUUGAAAGAUCGAAUUGGUAAUUCAUUGAUCGAGGAUCAAGAGGAUAAAGAGAAUCAAAAUGUUAAUUUUCUUUUCCCUGGAAUUUCAUCUUGAUUGAAAGAAUCCGACUUAUCAUUUCGACGAAAAAAACAUUUCGCAGUUAGUUAAUAAUAAAAAUAAUUCUCAGGAAUUAUUUUUUCAUCAUAAAUUUCUUAUAUAUCUGUGAUUAAAUUGACAAAAAAAAAAAAAAAAAGAAAAAAAAAGAAAAAAAGAAAAAAUGGGAAAGUACAAAAAAAACAAAGCUAGAAAGAAAACUUCUUUACCUUCUGUAAUAUUACUUAUCGUUGCGUAUACAUAUAUGUCGGUAACAAUCUGAUUUAUCGACCGACUUCGUUCGCUUUACCAUCAGUCGGUAUUUCGUUUACUACAGUCGGUAAAGAAGAUAUUCUCAUUUACCAACGUAAAAAAACACUAGAAUGAAAAAAACAAACUUAAGUUUUCCCAUUAAAGAGCCAAUCCGAUUUGAGAGCUUUGGCAUCGUCUGCAAAGGAUUCGAAUCGACGAUUAAUUACGGAUUACAAUGAAGCUUUCGGUGGCCUUCAAAGUCUUCGGGAUAAUCCUAAUGGUGCCUUGAGUAGAUUCAAAAGGAUCAAACGUGUUCUGAAAACGUCACGAGUUUCACAUAAAAAUAAACUAUCAAAUUAACGCACACAUUGUAUAAACAAUAAGAAGGAAGAAACAAAACUAAAAAAAAAAAAAAGAAAAAAAAAGAAAGAAAAUGAGA
Molecule: messenger RNA, 3122 nt
Organism: Vespa crabro (European hornet)
Lineage: Eukaryota; Metazoa; Arthropoda; Insecta; Hymenoptera; Vespidae
Product: myb-like protein X
Exons: 1
Coding region: 728-2452 (574 amino acids)
Source: RefSeq, a predicted model, not a curated record